AUGAGCAAAACCUCUGAGGAACUGAGGAAGCAGCUGUUGAAACUUUUUUGGCAGCGAUUGAGAACUUGGCUAAUCCCUCGCCAACACCUCCAGCCCGACGCGACCAAAGCUGCUCACUACAUCCAGGCCCUCGAUGCUGCGAGGGCCGAGGGAAAUUGGCAAGCUGUUCCGGAGUUCGUGCGCAAAAUCAGGAAACAUGCGCCGGAUCGAACAUGCCUCACCUUGACCGCCGAGCUCGAGUACGCCGUGUCAACAUCCUCCAAAUCCUCUUCGAACACCGCCUCCCGUCCCCAGACCGCACGACCUCAGACUGCUGCAGCACCUGCGAGCGACAUCGACACGGCUGAACAGAUCUCCAAACUUCUCGAGACUAUCGUGAAUGACGACCUGCACCCCGAAGAUAAAUUCCAGGCGCAAGUUGCCGUGGGCUGGGUGCACUGGACCAGCAAGGAAUACCGCUUGGCCGCUACGAGACUGCCUUCAACCCUUGACCAACAAAAUAUCCAGGAUCCCGACAACAAGGUGUCCGAAUGGACGAGCGUCUGCUCGCUCAAGGCAGCCUACCUCAAGGCCGACUGCCUGGUCGUCAGUGGACAGAGGGAGGAAGCACUACGCAUAUUCGAGGCCGCUCUGCCGGCUGCCACAGCCAUAUGGUCGAGAAAGAGCGCCGGUAAACAACUGCGAUACUGCUCCGAGCUGUUCUUGACCGAGUUCUGUAUGCUGCAGAGCGAGGCUCUCCAGUCCAACGAGAGGUCCCUCCAGGACAUAGACUCUCUGGCCUGCUAUCGGUCCUGGGCCAGGUACUGGGAGGCCUUCACAGUUGUCGGUGGCCAGGGCUACAGAGGCUCUGUCCCGAGGCGGCGCGUCUGGAACGAAUAUUACUCCGCCCUUUCCAACAUCCUCGACCUUAACCUCCCUUACCCUACAGGCAGCUUGCCCGCGAUGACCACCGAGAUGUCUCCGAGAAGCCUGCUGCGCGUGGAACUGAAAAAGGUGGAGGCCGCUUUUGAGGCUCUGCUGAUUGCGGAAACCCAAUUUCCGAAGGCUGAUGAGGAGCGUGAGGAAGUCGAGGAGUUUGCCAAGUCCGUCAUGAAGAAUUGGUCCAUUCUUUGUGGUCGCGGAUGGAGAGAAGAAGACCUCGGUGAAGGCGGCCGUGAGAGCGUCAGCCGUGGCGCUUUGGAUGUCUUUUACCGUGCUGCGACUAAAACCUACCACUCGACUGCCAUUCUAAGGUUCAUCUUCACUGUUCACCUGUCAGUCGCCGAAUUCGACCUUGCGUUCAAAGCUUUUGAUUCGUACUUGGAGCUGGUCAAGCACGGCAAGGCAAGAGUGGACAAGACGGGACAUUCCGAGGGCGGACUCGAUGACGACGGCACGGUCCUCGAAACAAUCUCGCAGUGCAUCCUAGCGCUUUGUCGGUACGGGGGCAAGGACGCCAUUGAGAAAGCCAAAGAUCUGGGUGCUGAGCUGGAGGACUGGAUGGCGAGAUUGCCGCAGCUGAGGGCAGGUGUCUCGGACGGAACCACGCUUCCGGAACUCGAGGAGACCACCAGCACGCUCCAUCCCGAGAUCUCACCCAGAUCUGUCGCUUUGUCAUGGCAGGCGGUGGGUCUAUCACAUGCCCAUUGGUCCCGUGUUACAUACGACGCCGGCUCUCGAGUUGAACUGCAAGCCAAGGCGAUUCGAUGUCUUCGAAAAGCAGUCUCACCAGAGCUCGGCCGUACUCGCGACGUUCGCAGUCUAUUUGCCCUUGGCCUUCUGUUGGCGGAGCGGAGGGAGUUGACGCCGGCCAUUGAGAUUGUCAAGACCGCCUUGAUUGCGCACAAGUCAUCAGACGAUGUCCAAAAUCACUAUCAUGGCCCAUACUGGCAACAACGCUCGCUUCUCCCGUUGUGGCACCUGCUUGCCUUGUUGAUGAGCGCGCGGCAGGACUAUGCCAUGGCAGAGAGAUCGUGCGAGGGCGCGUUCGAGCAGUUUGGCGAUGAUACAAUUCUUUUCGGUAGAUCUAAGGAGGGAUUCAGGAGCGAUCAUCUGAAUGACCUCGACGAGAAGCACGCCAACGCACACAGCGCAGUUGUGGACGAAAUGGAUGACUUUGAACGUGAGAGCAUUCUCGAGGUCAAAAUGACGCAGCUUGCCCUUGUAGAGGUCGUCGAAGGUCCUGAAUUUGCUGUCAAUGCUAGCCACGAGCUGCUCUCCUUCUUUCAGCGGCUUUUUGGCGAUGUCAAGCCUAGCAAGCCCACUCUCAACUUGCCCACAACGACAGAGGUACCGAAGAGCUCGGCCGGCACGCUGCGCAGUAUUAGGAGCAGCAUCUUCGGCGGCCGAUCUGAGCGCACAGGUCGUACUUCCAGACGCGCGAGCCUCCUCGAAAGCGAAAAGUCCGUGGCGCUAUCGACACGGCCCCCUACUUCGCAGACUUCUGCCGGCGUUGCGCCGACCAUCCAGGUGACCGGUGAAUCUGGGCAAGUGACAGAGCGCAAACCUUCUCGUAGGUUGAGGGGGAGAAGCGAGUCUGGCAGGCGCAACAGCCUCAAGAAAAGAGAGAGCAGCAGCAGUCGGAAGAGGGCGCCUAGCCUCGGCCCCCCUAUUCACUCACCCACAGUUGUUGAUGGCGAAGUCUUUUUCACUCCUACGACCGAGAUUCCCUUGACAGAUUUCCUCGGCUCUGCCAACGGCGGCAGGCAACAAGCCUCAGGAUUCACAGGACCUCGGGGCCAGACCCUCAAUCAUCUCGACUCGUACACAUCCCAGGCUUCCAAGACAACCGCAUAUUCCUAUUCAGAAAUCUCCGCAGAUGCAACAUACACCAUCACCAAUCCUUUGCCUGUCAUCAAGUUUUCUCAGGAAGUGCAGCGGAAGCAGCGAACCACCCUUCUCGUUAAAGUGUGGCUGAUGAUCGCGGGUUUCUAUCGAAGAGCUGACAUGUUUGAAGACUGCCGGGGCGCUGUUGGAGAGGCGCAGAAGCUGGUGCAGGGACUUGACACGGAGCGGAGCGCAUCGGAGAACGGGGCUUCGUACCGAAACGCGGGAUGGGCGGAGAGAAAAAGUAUCGACGAACUGUGGGGUGACGUUUGGGCAGAGCUCGGCUACCUCUCGCUCGCCAAAGAAGCACCCUACGACGCUCGUUCCGAGUUUGAGUCCGCUCUGACGCACUUCCCCAAUCACCCUGCGGCCAUUGUGGGCCUCUCCAGUAUCCUCCUUGAUAUUUUCACGGAGCAGAUCCGCCCACCGCCCACCGUGCCCAGCCUCUCCAUCGAAAACGGACUCUUCGACUCGGACCUCACCCCUUCGGCGUCCCUGCCAAGUAUAACAACACCAGCUGAUGGGCUCCGCUCCGAGCCGCUUGGACUGGGUUCCGGCAAAUCAGUCAACGCGGAACAUCACGCCGAGUCCUGCAUCAUCCACGACAAGGACUCGAAGACAGAGGACGAUGACAAGCUACCCGCCCCUUACAAGGCCAGCUCGCUGCCGCUAAUCGACCGCCUCGCGGCUCGUGAUCGCGCGAGCGGCCUCCUGACGGGCCUCACCAAGUUGGGGUCCGCCUGGGACUACUCCGAGGCGUGGUUCGCGCUGGCCCGCGCGCACGAGGAGAGCGGUCUGCCGGAGCGGGCCAAGGAGGUGCUCUGGUGGUGCGUCGAACUCGAGGAAGGCAGGGGCGUCAGGGAAUGGCGCUGCCUGGGCAGUGGAGGGUACGUCCUGUAG
Verticillium nonalfalfae is the source of this 3705-nucleotide messenger RNA. RefSeq lists its product as uncharacterized. NCBI's taxonomy places the organism in Eukaryota, Fungi, Ascomycota, Sordariomycetes, Glomerellales, Plectosphaerellaceae. The transcript has 3 exons. The record is from RefSeq and is a predicted model, not a curated record. Gene Ontology annotation, molecular function: protein binding. The coding region runs from base 1 to 3705 and encodes 1234 amino acids.